This is a messenger RNA of Didymodactylos carnosus, 501 nucleotides long. The record is from the annotation of a GenBank genome assembly. NCBI's taxonomy places the organism in Eukaryota, Metazoa, Rotifera, Eurotatoria, Philodinida, Philodinidae.
AUGGAAACCCCUUGUCGAUCGAAUGAUUUAGAACAUAAUAAUAGAUAUUUUUGUAAAGAUCAUCAACCACAGUCAGAUAUUCAGGAAACCCAACAGCAUCAACAACAUUCAGUACACAAAGAACAUGAAACAUCGUCAACACAAUCAAUGUUAUCAUCAUUAUUAUUGAACAAAACGUCACAGAAGCAAUGUCAACAGCGACGCCAAUCGACCUCGAUUGAAGAUCCAUGUCUCAAUAACAAUGAGCUGCAAGACAACUACCACGAAUCAUUGAUAUUGGAUGAGGCUGACAAUCAAUUAAGUAUACAAACAUACGAAAAGUGCAAUGUAUACCGUGAUGAGUUUGAAGAAACCAAACAAACUAGUUAUACUUUUUUGGCUACGUUUUUAAACUGCAGCGUCAUUGUUGGUUUUGAUGAACAACCGCGAAGUGAGGGUAUGCGCAGAGUAAUUCGACAUAUAAUACGAAUACGCAAUAAUGGAGACUGCCUCCUGCUAUGA